This is a messenger RNA of Arthroderma uncinatum, 1335 nucleotides long. RefSeq lists its product as uncharacterized. The transcript has a single exon. Gene Ontology annotation, biological process: regulation of DNA-templated transcription; aflatoxin biosynthetic process. NCBI's taxonomy places the organism in Eukaryota, Fungi, Ascomycota, Eurotiomycetes, Onygenales, Arthrodermataceae. The record is from RefSeq and is a predicted model, not a curated record. Gene Ontology annotation, molecular function: DNA binding. Gene Ontology annotation, cellular component: nucleus. Bases 1 to 1335 code for a protein of 444 amino acids.
AUGUGCACACCUGUCAUUGAUGAUGGGGAUUUCUGCAUAGACAGACUGCCGUGCACAUGUCCUCGCCAUCAGUAUCGCUCGGGGCACCACUCCGAUAAACAAUCGAGUCAUGCCCAACUAGAUGGUCAACUUGAUAGCCCAUUCUGGCAUCUAAGACAGGUCACGCCGCCCACGGAUAAGGCUCACGAUUUUGAUCACACUUUUUUGGAACCGCUGGAUAUUUUUGAUAUACACUUCAGCAAGGAAUCGGAGCCAUUUGCGACCGCGGCGCUACUUCCCAGCAGCAACGAUGACUGUCUUUCAACAAUACCCCCUGCAAACAAUAGUCUAUUUGGAGAGCCACCAUUCGAGGCUCUUGAUGCUCAUUUGAAUGUUAAUCUUAAUUUCACUGCAGAUCUGCAUUCUCUCCUUGCAAGUCCGUGCCUCGGAUCUAGUACUGAAUCUGGUGCAGAAUCUGGUCCCAAUACGAACUCUGGUUCAUGCAUGCACUAUGCCCUUGGUUCUGAUAAUUCUGAUAAGCCAAUGCUGGAUUACUCCACGCUUCCGGAUAGCCACUCUUCGUCUCUCUCUACUCUGCCUCUUGGCUCUGAGAGCUCACUAAUAACCCCUGUUCUAACACCAUCACCACCACCUACAACGAUGACAUCUUUCUGUGUCGCUGAAUGCCGCCCUCCUUGCAUUAUUACUGCGACCAAAAAUCUCCGCUUACUCCAUGUUCGCGAAAACAGUUGCAUUUCUCUUCGAAAUUGUAGCAGCAGCUGCGGAAGCCAGGAUACCAGCGGCCCUGAACCAUCACGCAAGUCGGGGUCUGUCCUCAAGGACAACAAAGAGGUCGGCAUGUCAGUUUGCCGCAUGCUACAAUGCGGAUGCGCUCUUCGUCCUCAGAAUCAGGUUCUAUUAGCACUUAUCUGCUCUCGACUCGCGCUAUGGUAUCGAGCGAUGGUCCGCGCGUGCUUUUCCCGACGUCCUAGCAGCCCCCCUGGCGGUGAAGAUUACUUCGAUGAGCACAAAUCUUCGCCAGAAAAAGUGAUAUAUCAGGCUAUCACUAUUGGAAAUUAUACUGUCAACAAUAUUUCCUUGGAUUGGGAUAUCCAGGCCCAGGUGAUACUCGAGGAGCUCGGACACCUGCAGCGUCUGGUCAAUACGCUUUCAGCUCGUAUCAAGCAGACUGGUACGUCACAAUCAAUGGAGCCAGAUGCCAGUGUCAAUGACUCCUCUACUAGAUUGCCAGCAAUCGCGCAUGAACGACUAGUUGCACAUCUGUUGAAGGAGGUCGAAGCGGCUCAGGUUGAUGUAACUACGGCUUUGCGUGAACACCAGAAUCUUCGAAGAUAA